UCGGACGUGGAAACCUUCGUGAGCCAAACAGCAGCAGCGGAACGCCUUCGAAGGAGGGUGGUGCAGGAGCGGGACGAGGUCGAGUGCUCGAAAAGGACAAGGCCAGCUUCCUGCAGGAACUGCAGCUGUUCCACGGCCGGAAUGCGUAAGAAGGAAGCUUGGGUGUUUUGUGGGGUUUGUGAUUGAUUUUGUUUGUUUUUGUAGGAUGAGAGGUAGGAAUGUGGAUUCGCACCGGUUGUAUUGGGUGGUGGUGGCCCGGGAUUGGUGGUUGAGGGUCAAUUCGCGUGAGGACCGGGGCGAGAUCAUCGAGGAGAUGGCGCUGCCGAAGCGUUGCGUGAACAACGAGAUUGCGUUGAAGAAGAUUAACUUCCGGUUUUUGGACAAGUACGCGAAAGUUUAUUUUCACGAUGGGCCUCCGACGAAAAGGAGGACGACGAAAAGCUACAUAAUUGGAGGUGGUCAGCGCAGAUGUUGCACUCGGUGCCGGCGGUUUACAGCACCGCAACUUCCCGCCCACAAACACUCACGUCGCGACGGCGCAGCUUCAGCCGAAUGAAUCUGGACAGUGAGCCAAAAAAAAUCUGUGUCAUUCUCGAAGUAGGAUUACGUGCUCAAAAUCGAACUCCGUACCGAGGGCCUCAUCAACUCCAUGUUCCGGAUGCGCUUCCAGGAUCGGGAACUCCCCGUUCAGGCACUUUACUUUCCAGCCGGAAAACGUCGACCACCCUUCCCGAAUCAAUGGCCAAAUCCUCCAAGACUGUCCUGAUUGACGCCGGAAACGUGACCAUCGUGUUACACUGCUGUCGCGCGUCGAAGCCUCCAUCCGGAACCGUCCAGCCUGGGGUAUUCGGAAGUGACCGGUGGCGUACCGUAUGAAGCAGAAGCUAGUGGAGAAGCGUUAAAUACAAAAAAAAAGUGUUU
Molecule: messenger RNA, 921 nt
Organism: Culex pipiens pallens (northern house mosquito)
Lineage: Eukaryota; Metazoa; Arthropoda; Insecta; Diptera; Culicidae
Product: AT-rich interactive domain-containing protein 2-like
Exons: 2
Coding region: 206-556 (116 amino acids)
Cellular component (GO): SWI/SNF superfamily-type complex
Molecular function (GO): DNA binding
Source: RefSeq, a predicted model, not a curated record